Messenger RNA from Sordaria macrospora k-hell, 1023 nucleotides. The record is from RefSeq and is a predicted model, not a curated record. NCBI's taxonomy places the organism in Eukaryota, Fungi, Ascomycota, Sordariomycetes, Sordariales, Sordariaceae.
AUGGUCAGAGAAACGAAGCUUUACGACCAGCUAGGGAUCAGCCCCACGGCUACCCAGGACGAGAUCAAGAAAGCCUACAGGAAAGCCGCCCUAAAAUGGCACCCCGACAAGAACAAGGACAACCCGGAGGCUUCCGAAAAAUUCAAGGAGUGCUCCCAGGCGUACGAAAUCCUAUCGGAUCCCGAGAAACGCAAGACUUACGAUCAGUUUGGCCUUGAGUUCAUCCUGAGAGGUGGCCCGCCCCCGACCGAGGGAGGCGCAAACCCAUUUGCCGGUGCCGGAGGAGCCGGUGGAAUGCCCGAGGGCUUUGCUUCCUUCUUCGGAGGAGGAGGCAUGCCUGGCGGCGGAGGAGGUGCGAGAACAUUUUCCUAUGGAUUCAACUUUAGCAACCCCGAGGAUCUCUUCCGGGACGCAUUCCGUGAUGAAAAGAUGGGCGGCGGUGGUGGCAUGGGUGGCAUGGGCGGAAUGGGUUUUGAGGACAUCCUCUUUAAUGCUGCGCGUGUUGAACGCCCCUUGCCCGUAUCCCUUGAGGAUCUGUUCAAGGGCACGACGAAGAAGAUGAAGAUCAAGCGCAAGACCUUUGACGAAACCGGCAAGCGCACGACGAGCGAUACGGUCUUGGAGGUACCCAUCAAGCCCGGUCUCAAGAAGGGCAGUAAGAUUCGGUUCAAGGGUGUUGGCGACCAAGAAGAGGGUGGCCAGCAAGACUUGGUCUUUAUCGUUGAAGAGAAACCGCAUCCACUCUACACUCGUGACGGCAACGACCUCCAUCACACUAUCGACUUGGACCUCAAGGAGGCAUUGACAGGGUGGAAGAGAACCGUCACCACAAUCGACGGCAAGAACCUUAACAUUGAGAAGGCCGGCCCGACACAACCUGGGAGCACAGAUGUAUACCCCGGCCAGGGCAUGCCCAUCUCCAAGCAACCAGGCCAACGGGGCAACUUCAUUGUCAAGUACAAUGUCAAGUUCCCCACCACCCUGACGGCUGAUCAAAAGCAAAAGCUGAGGGAGAUCCUCUAA